AUGAGCAGCAUGCAAACAGCAGGGGAUAUUCCCCUCCAGAUCAUCUCCGAGAACUCUUCCUCCGAACGCCGCAUCAGCCCAUCAUGGACCCUUGGUCAAUUCAAGGCGAAGCUGGAGCCCGUAACUGGCAUCCCACCGCUGUCACAAAGACUGAUCUUGAAGCGCGGGAGCCAACAAUCCAUCCCUCUAAAGGCCGCUGAUGAGGAGAAGACACAGUUGGGGAGUUUCCCUUUGGCGCCCUACGCGGAGAUUCACGUCACAGACAUCCGCCCCCCUGGCAUGCGCCAAAACUUUACAGAUGUCACUCUAGUUCCGAAAUAUGAGAUGCCACCUUCCGAAUACGAGCAGAAGACCGACAGUGUCCUUGCGUGGAAGAAGGCAAAGAAACUAGGUAGGUUCGAUCCAAAUGCUCCUUCAAUUGAGCAAGCCAAGUUUGAGGCACUUGAGACGGAGGUCAAGCAGAGGGGCAUUGAAGUGGGCAAGAGAUGUAGAGUUGGAGGCGAGGAUGCUAAGAGAGGAAAGGUCAUGUAUGUCGGAGAAGUGGAGGAGAUUCCCGGUGGUGCAGGCAAAUGGAUUGGCGUGAAGCUGGAUGAACCUGUUGGUAGGAACGACGGAAGUCUUGGGGGCAAGCGGUAUUGGGGUAAAGAAGGUGAUCCAAAAUUCGGGGUCUUUGUCCGACCUGAACGGGUGGAAACUGGCGAUUUCCCGGCCUUGGAUGAUCUAGAUGAUCUAGAGGAGAUUUGA
Messenger RNA from Mollisia scopiformis, 744 nucleotides. Its product is annotated as Cap-Gly domain-containing protein. The record is from RefSeq and is a predicted model, not a curated record. Gene Ontology annotation, cellular component: cytoplasm; microtubule plus-end; nucleus. Gene Ontology annotation, biological process: tubulin complex assembly; cytoplasmic microtubule organization; post-chaperonin tubulin folding pathway. Lineage: Eukaryota; Fungi; Ascomycota; Leotiomycetes; Helotiales; Mollisiaceae. Gene Ontology annotation, molecular function: alpha-tubulin binding; microtubule plus-end binding. The transcript is spliced from 2 exons. The coding region runs from base 1 to 744 and encodes 247 amino acids.